UCGGGCUCAACUCGGAAGUGAAGCUGAAAACAUGCUAAGUUGGCGUCGUUUGCCUUGGGAACGUAAACUGGUGGUUUCACGGUUCAACAAGGCGACAUUAUUUAUUUUUCUUCUGUUGUCUUAUUUCUCUUGUCUUGUUUCAGGCCAGUGCGGUACAGCUGUACAGACCACUGUAUGUGGUAAUGGUGUAGACUGUAUUCCAACAUCUUGGGUCUGUGAUAACUUUGAUGAUUGUCCUGACGACUCAGACGAAUCUCCUGCUAAUUGUCAAGAUGGAGUGACUGCCUGCGAUGUUAACCCUUGCCAGAAUGGAGGGAUAUGCACAGCAACUCCCAGAACAGACGAUACAUUAGCUUCUUUUACUUGUACCUGUCCGCCAGAUUUCUCAGGCCGAACAUGUACAGAAGAUGCUACGCGUCCACCUACAGAGCCCCCUACACCCACACCUCGGGUUGUUACCAACACCCCUGCACCAACCACACCAGCACCAGUUAACUUGUGUUUACCAAAUCCAUGCCAGAAUGGAGGGGCGUGUGUGCAACAGGAUGCUGGAUAUAUAUGUGUUUGUGUCAUUGGCUACGAAGGCACUAAUUGUGAGACCGACACAGAUGAGUGUGCUAGCAAUCCAUGUAGCUCCUUUAGUACAUGCAUAGAUCGCAUUAAUGCUUACCAAUGCAACUGCAUAGCGGGGUUCACAGGUGUACAAUGCCAAGUGAAUAUCAACGAAUGUUCGAGUAACCCAUGUCGUAAUGGCGCUACGUGUCAGGACGGCUUGAAUGGGUACACAUGUAUCUGCGUGUCUGGUUUUUUCGGUACUCACUGUGAGACCGAUCUUCAGGAGUGUGCGAGCACCCCAUGCCAAAAUGGCGGUGCCUGUGUAGAGCAGAGUAACGGCUAUCGAUGCCAGUGUCCUAGUGGUUUUCAAGGUACUAAUUGUGAAAGUGAAAUCAAUGAAUGUAUAAGUACUCCGUGCCAGAACGGAGGAACCUGCGUAGAUGGUAUCAACUCCUUCAGCUGCUCGUGUGUAAACGGCUUCGUUGGCACCAGGUGUGAAGUUCAGAUCAAUGAAUGCCUCAUCACCAUAUGCGAAAACGGUGGUACGUGCAUUGACCAGAUUGGAGGAUUUCAGUGCGUCUGCGUUCCAGGUUACAGCGGGACUCUAUGCGAGGUUGAAACUGACGAGUGUAGCAGCAGUCCAUGUUUGAAUGGAGGAAUAUGUGCUGAUACAUCUAAUGGAUAUGUAUGUACCUGUGUGAACGGAUUCUCAGGUGUCGUCUGUGAAAAUGAUGGCGACCAAUGUGCUAGUAGCCCAUGUCUGUAUGGUGGAACGUGUCAAGACCUCGUGCAGGCGUUUACCUGCGUGUGUCCAAGCGGAUUUGGUGGUGAUAACUGCGCGAUUGAUCUUAUUAAUGAAUGUCUUAGUAACCCAUGUCAGAAUGGAGCACAGUGCAACAACGAAAUAAUGGGAUACCGUUGCCUAUGUGCACCUGGAUGGUCAGGGAGCCAAUGCACAGUUGAUGGAGAUCAAUGCACCAGCCAGCCUUGCCAGAAUGGUGGCAUAUGUAUAGACAGUGCCCUUUCAUAUUCAUGUGCAUGCAUGCCUGGCUAUGAAGGCACCAACUGUCAGAUCAACAUCAACGAGUGUGCCAGCAGUCCAUGCCAGUCUAAUGCAGUUUGUACAGAUUUAGUAAAUGGCUUUCAGUGCAACUGCCCUGCAGGCUUCACCGGUGACCUUUGUCAAGUUGAGGUCAAUGAAUGUGCAAGCUCUCCCUGUGCAAAUGGUGCAACAUGCAUUGAUUUUGUGAACCUGUAUACAUGCCAAUGUGUCAGUGGAUUUUCUGGUGCAACUUGUGAAGAGAACAUUAACGAAUGUGCUAGCAAUCCAUGCCUGAGGAACUCUGUAUGUUUAGAUGGCGUGAAUGGAUACACAUGUCAGUGUCAGGAUGGCUUCUCAGGACAACAAUGUGACAUUGAAAUCAACGAAUGUGCGAGUAACCCAUGUCUUAAUAAUGCUGUAUGCACAAACCUUGUGAAUGGUUUUCGUUGCAUUUGCCUCCCAGGCUACGAGGGUGAUCAGUGUGAGGCAGAAACCGAUGAAUGUAACAGCACGCCUUGUCUUAAUCAAGCUACAUGCUUUGACCGUCUAAACGGAUACUUUUGCGAUUGUCUGGAUGGUUUCUCUGGAACGCUGUGUGAGGUGAACAUCAACGAAUGUGCAAGUUCACCCUGUCAGAAUGGAGGAGCUUGUCGAGAUGGAAUCAAUGAGCUAUCUUGUUUGUGUCCAAAUGGAUAUAUAGGCUCAUUCUGUGAGACUGAGGUUUUGGAGUGCAGUAGCAGACCGUGCCAAAAUGGAGCUGUCUGUCAAGAGCUAGUUGGGGGCUAUCGUUGUAAUUGUCCUCUAGGUUUCUCAGGGACUAACUGCGAAACCCAGGAGAACGAGUGUUCUAGCAACCCUUGUCAAAAUGGUGGCAACUGCUUAGACCAAAUCAACCAGUUCACCUGCAUCUGCGAUCCUGGAUAUAUUGGCACAUUUUGUGAAACGAACAUCAAUGAGUGUGGAAGUAGUCCAUGCCAGAACAGUGGUAUAUGUAGUGACCAAGUUAAUGCAUUUGAAUGCAACUGUCCCUCAGGUUAUGGUGGCACAUUUUGCGAGAUUGAGGUUGAGGAAUGUGACAGUGCCCCUUGUCAAAAUGGAGGAACUUGUGUAGAGGAGGUAAAUCGAUAUGUGUGUACUUGCUAUCCGGGGUUCAUUGGAAUCAAUUGCGAUAUACAGAUCAAUGAAUGCGGCAGCAAUCCCUGUCAGAACAACGCCGUUUGCCAGGAUUACGUCAACAGAUAUUUUUGCUCUUGUGCAGCAGGGUAUCAAGGGGUUAAUUGUGAGUUUGAAGUUAAUGAGUGUGCCAGCAGUCCUUGUAUCAAUGGAGGUGUCUGUUUGGAUCAGAUGAACGGGUUCUUGUGUCAAUGCGCUCCUGGGUAUGAGGGUAGUAGGUGCGAGGUUGAUAUCAAUGAGUGUGAUAGUAAUCCGUGCGUGAAUGAUGCCGCUUGCACAAACGGAAUUGGUCGAUUUACUUGCACCUGCAAUGCGGGCUUUACAGGUGUUACCUGCGCUCUUGAGAUUGACGAAUGCAACAGUGGUCCAUGCAGAAAUGGCGGUCAGUGCACAGAUCGGCAAGCAGGCUACAUAUGCACUUGCCCAAUUGGCUUCUUUGGAACAAACUGUGAGGCGCAAACUUUGGAAUGUAGUAGCAACCCCUGCAGAAAUGGAGCAGAAUGCCUUGAGUUGACUAAUGCAUUUGCUUGUCGAUGUCUCAGUGGCUUCACAGGAACAUUAUGCGAGGCCAACAUCAAUGAAUGCGCAAGUGACCCUUGUGUUAACGGCGCAACUUGUGAAGAUCUUGUAAAUUUAUACCUGUGCAACUGUCAGUCAGGUUACCAAGGAACACAGUGCCAAGAGAAUGUGAACGAAUGUGGAAGUCAGCCAUGCCAGAAUGGAGGUGUCUGUGCGGACCUUAUUAAUAUGUACACCUGUACAUGUCCUGAUGGAGUAUCUGGUACCAACUGUGAGUUGGAGAUACAGGAGUGUAGUAGCUCUCCGUGUACAUUUGGUGUUUGCAUGGAGGAGAUUAACAGGUAUAGCUGCAUCUGUAGCGAUGGUUACACAGGAGUUAACUGCGACCGUGAGAUUGAUGAAUGUGAAAGCCAGCCAUGUCUGAAUUCUGCAGAGUGCUUUAAUGUAGUAGGUGCCUAUUUAUGUUCUUGUACUCCUGGAUACGUAGGUACUAACUGUGAAAGUGAUAUUGAUGAAUGUUUUAGCAGUCCAUGCAGGAAUGGAGGAACGUGCGUCGAUGGCAUCAAUGGGUAUAUUUGUCAAUGCAUUCCUGGAUACGGUGAGAACAACUGCCAAGAGGAAAUCAACGAAUGCUCAAGUAAUCCAUGCAAAAACAAUGCUGUAUGUGAAAACCUCCUUAAUAACUUUCGCUGUUAUUGUUUAGAUGGUUUUGAAGGUGAUACUUGUGAAAUUGAUGUCAAUGAAUGUGCCAGCGUACCGUGUCAGAAUGGUGCCACGUGCAUAGACCAGGUCAGAGGUUAUAGGUGCGAAUGUCAAGAAGGAUAUUACAGUACAUUUUGUGAGCUGGAAAUUAUGGAAUGCCGGAGUAACCCGUGCCAAAAUGGAGCUACCUGCACAGACGAGGUGAACCUGUUUGUGUGUGUUUGUACACCAGGAUAUAGUGGAGAACUCUGUGAGGUAGAUGUUAAUGAAUGCCAGAGUAAUCCUUGUUUUAAUGGCGGAACAUGUGUUGAUAGUUUAAAUGCAUUUUUAUGUCAAUGCAUUCCUGGAUUCCUUGGAGCUAUGUGUGAAGUUGAAAUUCUUGAAUGUGCUAGUGGACCAUGCCAGAACAAUGCCACAUGCAUUGAGGGCAUUGAUGCAUUUGCAUGUCUCUGUCUAGCUGGUUUUGAAGGUGUGCUAUGUGACAUUGAGAUAAAUGAAUGUGUGAACAAUCCUUGCCGCAAUGGGGCCGAAUGUGUGGAUCUCAUAAAUGACUUUGAAUGUGAAUGCAUUAAUGGAUUCACAGGCGUAACAUGCAAUGAAGAUUUUAAUGAAUGUAGCAGCCAGCCAUGCCAGAAUGGUGCCACGUGCAGUGACCUCAUUGCAGCCUAUAUCUGCUCAUGUCCAGCUGGUUUCUAUGGCACACACUGCGAAUUGGAAACAGUUGAAUGCUCAAGUAAUCCAUGUUUAAAUGGUGCAUUGUGCAUCGACAUAAUUAAUGGAUACUUUUGUCAAUGUACUGAUGGUUACUCUGGGACAAACUGCGAGAUAAAUAUUGAUGAGUGCUCAAGCAGUCCCUGCCGCAAUGGUGCCACGUGUAAUGACAAUGUGAAUGGCUACAUGUGCUUGUGCAUUGCCGGAUACCAGGGUUCAUUUUGUGAAGAGAACAUUCGUGAGUGUGCCAGCAAUCCAUGUCGCAACGGAGGCCAGUGUGUUGAUGAGCUGAAUGGCUACCAAUGUGUCUGUCAAACAGGAUUUGAGGGGUCACGAUGUGAGGUUGAGAGCGAUGAAUGUUCAAGCUUUCCAUGUCUUAAUAAUGGAGUCUGUAUUGAUGAUGUUAACAGUUUCACCUGCAUAUGCUUGGACGGUUUGAUCGGCACUUUAUGCGAAAGCAACAUUGACGAAUGUGCAAGUGCACCAUGUUUUAAUAACGCUGUUUGUAUUGAUUUCAUCAACCAGUUUCAAUGCAGAUGUCAGACUGGAUAUCAAGGAACUCUCUGUGAAGUUAAUACCGAUGAAUGCUUAAGCUCACCAUGUCUGAACAACGCAGCAUGUAUUGAUUACGUCAAUGGUUAUUCUUGCUCCUGUCUGCCUGGAUUCAGUGGCUUGCGGUGCGAAAUCGAUCAGAAUGAGUGUGCUGCUAAUUUGUGUCAGAAUGGAGCAACAUGCAUUGACCAGUUUGGUGACUAUACCUGCACAUGUGUAAAUGGCUAUGAGGGGAGAAAUUGCGAAGUAGACACCGACGAAUGUGCCAGCAAUCCCUGUCGAAAUGGUGCCACAUGUAUUGAAGGUUUAGCAAGUUAUACCUGUAUUUGCGUUUUAGGAUACUACGGAUUAAAUUGUGAGACUGAAAUCAUUGAAUGUGGAAGCUCACCUUGCCAGAACGGAGGAACUUGCAUCGAUGAACAGGGAGGUUAUCGUUGCUUAUGUGUUAUUGGAUUUACUGGGACACAUUGUGAGGGUAAUAUAGAUGAAUGCGCCAGCAGCCCUUGUUUGAGUCCAGCAACGUGCAUUGAUAGCGUAAAUGGCUUUACGUGUAGCUGCAGUCCAGGAUAUAGUGGCGAUCUCUGCGAAGUGGAGAUAAACGAGUGUGCCAGCAACCCGUGUAGGAACAACGCUACCUGUAACGAUUUCGUAUCUUAUUAUGUUUGUGAAUGCCAGCCUGGUUUCGAAGGAGCUGGUUGCCAGACCAACAUCAAUGAGUGCGCAUCAUCACCGUGCAUUAAUGCACCAUGCACGGAUCAAAUCAACGGCUAUGAAUGCGACUGUCCAUCGGGAUUUUAUGGUGAUAAUUGUGCAAAUGACAUUAACGAAUGUGAUAGUAAUCCUUGUCUAAAUGGUGCUAUUUGUGUUAAUAUGGUUGAUGAGUAUGUUUGUGCUUGCAUUAAUGGUUUUUCUGGGGUCAACUGUGAGGAAGAGAUUCAAGAAUGUGAUAGUAAUCCCUGUUUGAAUCAAGGAGUGUGUACCGAAGAUAUUGGCGGAUACACUUGCAUGUGUUCGCCAGGAUUCAUCGGGGACGUUUGUGAAGUUAAUGUCAACGAAUGCCUCUCAGGUCCGUGUUUGAAUGGUGCAGGUUGCGUUGACGACGCAAAUGGUUACAUAUGCACUUGUUUAAUUGGCUACCAAGGUGAUGAUUGUGGAACUAAUGUUAACGAUUGUGCAGAUGAUCCUUGCAACAACGGAGCUGCGUGCAUUGAUCAAGUUAACGGGUACACUUGCACAUGCGUGCCAGGCUUUGAAGGAACACAUUGCGAGUUGGAAAUCAACGAGUGUGAAAGCAGCCCUUGUAGAAACAAUGGGCAGUGUUUGGAUUAUUUAAACGCGUACUUAUGCAACUGUACCGAGGGAUUUGCUGGACGUUUGUGCGAGCUAGAAGCGGAUGAAUGCGAAAGCAGUCCAUGUCUUAACGGAGCUGUGUGCCAAGACCGGUUCAAAGGUUACAGCUGUGUUUGUGCUGAUGGUUUCUAUGGUAUCAACUGCGAAAUUGAUUAUCCUGAGUGUGGUAGCGGACCUUGUUUGAAUGAUGCAACAUGCGUCGAUCUUGUUAAUCGCUAUGAGUGCAGGUGUGCUGAUGGAUUUACAGGUUUAAAUUGCGAGACUGAAAUUAACGAGUGUUUGAGUUUCCCGUGCCGAAAUGGGGCAACGUGUGAAGAUCAAAAUGGACGCUACUUCUGUGUCUGCGUACCUGGUUACUUUGGUACCCAGUGCGAGAGUGAGUCGGAGGAGUGUGCAAGCAAUCCGUGCCAAAAUGGGGCUACUUGUAUAGAUCUUUUCAAUGAAUAUACUUGCCAGUGCCGGACAGGUUUUACAGGGUAUAACUGCGAUAUAAAUAUUAAUGAUUGUUUGAACCAGCCUUGUCAGAACGCUGGUCAGUGUGUGGAUGGUGUCAAUACGUAUAGCUGUGUUUGCCCGCAAGGCUUUGAGGGCAUUAUUUGUCAAACAGAGAUAGAUGAGUGUGCCUCUAAUCCGUGCAUUAAUGGCGGCAUAUGUCAGAACCAGGUGAAUGCGUUUGUAUGCAGUUGCAUUCCUGGUUACUCAGGAACAAGGUGUGAAACUGAUAUCUUUGAAUGCGGCAGCAGCCCUUGCUUAAAUGGAGGGCUGUGCCAGGAUUUGUUGAACGCUUACCGUUGUCAAUGUCAGUCCGGAUUUAGCGGAACCAACUGCGAGAUUGAUGGUGAUCAGUGCGCGAGUAAUCCAUGUCUGUUUGGCGGCACGUGUGUAGAUCUGGUGAAAGCGUAUCGCUGUGAAUGCCCCACAGGAUUUUCUGGUACCAACUGUGGUCAGGAUGUUCUCGAUGAGUGUGAAAGUUCUCCUUGCCAGAAUGGAGGUGUUUGUCGAAACCUACUUGGAGCUUAUGCUUGUGAUUGUACUGGAAGUUGGAUUGGCACUAAUUGUGACAAUGAUAGAAACCAUUGUGAGCCAGAUCCAUGCCAGAAUAAUGGAAUAUGCCGUGAUAUAUUCCAGGGGUAUUUGUGUCAGUGUGAACCUGGCUUUCAAGGUGUUAAUUGCGAAAUGGACACUAAUGAAUGUGAUAGUUCCCCGUGUCAGAAUGGUGGUACCUGCCUCAAUCAACCAAACAGCUUUCUCUGUAUUUGCCCAGUUGGUUAUGUUGGAACCAACUGUGGCUCGGAGCUGUUUGAGUGCGGAAGUAGCCCAUGUUUAAAUGGAGCAGCUUGUCUUGAUCGAGUAGGCGGCUAUGAGUGUAGCUGCGUACCAGGAUACAUUGGCUCACGAUGCGAGCUCAAUAUCGAUGAAUGCGCUAGUUCUCCAUGUAGUAACCAAGCUAAUUGUCAAGAUAUGGUUAAUGGUUACGUCUGCAUAUGUCCAAAUGGCUUCACUGGAACAUCUUGCGAUGUCGAUGUAGAUGAGUGCGCAAGCUUUCCGUGCUUGAAUGGUGGAACAUGUACCGAUUUAGUAGCAGCGUACGGAUGUUCGUGUCCGAGUUCCCACCAAGGUUUACGUUGUGAAACUGAAUUCAACGAAUGCUCGUCAAACCCGUGUCAAAAUGGUGGCCAGUGUAUUGAUGAUUUCAAUUCUUUUGUGUGUCAGUGCGCCGUCGGUUAUCAGGGCUCAUUUUGCAGCAUUGAAAUUGAUGAAUGUUCAAGCAACCCGUGUUUGCGAGGUGGGACGUGCCAGGAUCUUGUUGCAGCAUACCAAUGUAUAUGUACACCUGGGUAUGUUGGACAAAGGUGUGAAACGGAGUCUCAGGAAUGCAGUAGCAGUCCGUGUCUUAAUGGAGCCUUGUGUGUGGAGCUCUUGAAUGCCUAUCGAUGCGAAUGUGUCAAUGGCUUCACUGGUACUGUCUGUGAGAUAAACAUUGAUGAAUGUGGCAGCAACCCUUGUUUCAAUGGAGGUACAUGUCUGGAUCUGGUGAACGCAUUCACAUGUGUUUGUCCACAGUCUUUCACCGGCACAUUCUGCGAACUCUUUCUUGAUGCAUGUUCGUCGAAUCCAUGCGAAAAUGGUGCAGUGUGUCAGAACGACGGUACAGGUCGAUUCGUCUGUAAUUGUCCACCCGGCUUUACUAAUCUGCUUUGUAAUGAAGACAUAAAUGAGUGCGGUAGCAACCCGUGUAUGAGUGGUGGACAGUGUGUUGACCAGGUUAAUAGUUACAGAUGUCAAUGUGCUGUUGGCUACACUGGUACUCUGUGUCAGUUUGAAACCAAUGAAUGUUCGUCCAGCCCUUGCUUUGGUGGUGGAACAUGCAUCGAUGGCAUUGGCCGAUACACUUGUACAUGUCCAAGCACACGCACUGGAUUACGGUGUGAAUUUGAGGCGGCUUGCUCCAAUAAUCCGUGCCAGAAUGGAGCCAUUUGUAACCCACCUCCAGGUGGUGUCGGAACCCCUACCUGUACCUGUUUGCCAGGGUUUUCAGGGCAGCUUUGUGAGAUCAAUAUCAACGAAUGCUCUUCAAAUCCUUGUGGAGUUUAUGGAACAUGUCAAGAUUACGUGAAUGCAUAUUUCUGUCAAUGUCAAGCUGGGUAUGGCGGGGACAGAUGUACUGACCCUCAAGAGGUAUGCAAUCCAAGCCCAUGUAUAAAUGGCGGAUACUGUUGCCAACAAGGAUUACCCGGUUGCCCUACAAAUAUUCCUGUUGGUGAAUUUCAGUGCUUCUGUCGGAAUGGUUACAGUGGUGAUCGUUGCGAAAUCGAGAUCGAUCAAUGCUUAGCCUCUCAAGAACCGCCAUGUUUGAACAACGGCAGGUGUAUUGACACGACUGACGCAUACAUCUGUGAAUGUCUGUCGGGCUAUACCGGUUCUCGCUGUGAAUUUGAUAUUCCGUGUUCCCCGGAUCCGUGUGUCAACGGUGCUUGUCAGAUCAUUGGCAAUACAUAUUCUUGCUUGUGCAAUGACGGAUAUACAGGACAAAACUGUGAUGUCGAAAUUCAGCCGUGCGAUAGUCUUCCAUGUUUGAAUAAUGGCCAGUGUCAGAACAUCGGAGAUAACUAUCUGUGUACUUGUCCAUCAAACUACAUCGGAGAUCAAUGCGAGACACUUGUAACUCCUUGCGACAGUAAUCCAUGUGUUAAUGGCUUAUGUAAUGUGAUCAAUAAUAAUGCAUAUUUUUGUCAGUGUAACACAGGGUAUACAGGUGAUGACUGUCAGACACGUGUUCUACCUUGUGAUAGUGCCCCAUGCAUAAAUGGUAACUGUUUUAAUAAUGGCGAUAAUUACAUUUGUCAAUGCACGUCGGGCUAUACAGGAUUCAAUUGCAAUCAACGGAUCAUGCCAUGUGAUAGCAAUCCCUGUGUGUACGGAACGUGUAUCAAUCAAGGUGACGCGUACGUGUGUAACUGUAAUUCUGGGUUUAUUGGCACGAAUUGCGAUGCUACACUGCCCCCAGAACCCUGCGAUAGCAAUCCCUGCUUGAAUGGUGGAACCUGCUCUAACAACGGUUAUGACUCCUAUACAUGCCAAUGUACUGGGCUAUUUAGUGGCGAUAGGUGCGAAUCUGCACUCCCAAGUCCAUGUGAUACUCAGCCUUGCCAAAAUGGUGCCCUCUGUGUUGAGGCAGGUUCUGCAAGCGGUUUUACUUGUACCUGUAGAGGGGGAUAUGUUGGUGAUCUCUGCCAGACUACUGUUGUGUCGUGCAGUCCCAUAAAUCCUUGUCAAAAUGGAGGUGUUUGCUAUGAAGAUUCUGUCGGACCAUUCUGUGACUGCAGCCCUACAAAUGGUUACCAAGGUCUGUGGUGUGAUCUCGCUGCUGGCGUUUGCUAUCCAAAUGAUCCGUGCCUGAAUGGCGGUGUAUGCUGGGAUUUAAGUGGACAACUUUAUUGUGACUGCCCUCGUGGGUAUGAUGGGACAUUUUGUCAGCUUGUUGUAGCUACUGGUUGUGAUGGUAACCCGUGCGUCAGAGGAGAUUGUUUAGAAGAUGGAUCAGGAAAUUUUGUUUGCAGAUGUCCCCCUGGCUACAGCGGAGAUCGUUGUGAACUGACGGAUGACUGCAGCGUUAGCCCUUGUCAAAAUGGCGGCACCUGUAACAAUGUCAAUGGAAUCAACCGGUGUUCAUGCUCAAGUGGCUACGAUGGACCACUUUGUGAAAAUGCUUUGGACGGCUGCGCCUCAAACCCCUGCCAAAAUGGAGGGCAGUGUAGCAUUACAGGGUCUAUAUAUAUUUGUACAUGUGCUCAAGGAUAUACUGGUACUGCGUGUGAAUUUGAAAUAAAUGAAUGCAUUGGAAAUAUCUGUCAGAAUGGAGCGACCUGCAGUGACCUUGUCAAUGCCUAUAGGUGUGAAUGUCCUUCGGGUUAUUCUGGCAGCUAUUGUGAAAUACAGUCAAGUUGUCUCAAUUCCCCUUGCCAGAAUGGUGCAGUCUGUUUCAACACACCUAACUCUCUCUACGGAACAACUUACACUUGCCAGUGUACCGCAGGGUAUGCCGGGGUCAAUUGUGAGAGCCUUCAGGACGCAUGUGCUCGCAACCCCUGUCCAACCAACGUCCCAUGUCAGAACCUGGCUCAAGGAUUUUCUUGUAAUUAUUGUGCGACCGGCCCAUGUCAGAAUGGUGGUGGAUGCAGUUUAGAUGUUUCCAAUGUGUUAGGCUACACCUGUACUUGUCAGCUGGGCUACACAGGUGUCCACUGUGAGACGAAUACUAAUGAAUGUGCUUCUUCACCCUGUGCAAAUAAUGGGAACUGCCAAGACUUGGUAAAUGGAUAUAUUUGUAGCUGUGUAAGCCCGUACUUUGGAACUGUAUGCCAGAGUACAAUUUGUGACAGCGUUCAGUGUGCAAACAACGCCCCAUGCUUGCCGCUCACAACGUCAACAUAUUCUUGCCUGUGUCUGGUUGGGACAACUGGGCCAACAUGUUCACAAAGUUUAUCUGUACAGAUUCCCUUAUUUGGUGCCAACAGUUAUCUACAGUACAGUCAUACAUUCACUUCACCUUUGGCCAUUACAUUGUCUGCUUCUUCAAGUUUGCCUAAUGGUCUGAUACUUUACACUGUGCCUGUUGUAGAGAAUGGCGACUAUAUCGCUCUGUAUUUGCAGUCAGGAAGGAUUGAAUUCAGAAUGAGAUACGGUUUGCUUACAAGCAUCGUUGCAUUGACGAGUCAACAGUCAUACGGAGAUGGUAAUUUCCAUACUAUAGACAUUGAGCAGUCCGGACAGAAUCUGCUCAUGUCGGUUGAUGAGACAGACAGAGUAUCUAUCGCCAUCAGUGGAAGUGCUUUCACUGGAUCAAGUAAAGUAUAUAUUGGUGGAUUGGCACCGGAUGUUGUACCACGAGUGUCGUUCAUAAGGGACACACUUGACGGCUGCGUACAGGACCUACAGCUGAGUAACUUAGCGAUUGGCCUGCUCACAUCGUACGUUGCUGGCGCCAAUAUAGGAAACUGUCAAGUGGACGUGUGUCAAAACAUUGACUGCAAUGGACGAGGGCAGUGUAAUGAAUUGCCUGGUAGCGGUUAUAGUUGUACUUGUAAUUCUGGUUACAAUGGGCAAGACUGUGAAGCUUCGAUUUGUGAAGGUAAUCCGUGUCUGAACGGAGGGACGUGUGUCAAUGAUCCAUCAGGAACUGUCUGUUCAUGUACAGUAGGAUUUGCUGGACCCGUCUGUGAAAUGAGUGUUCAAACUCAGGUUCCAUCUUUUUCUAAAACUUCAUACAUCAAGUUUCCUCUUCCAUCUGAUGCAUCCGUCCUCAGCAGCCUUACUUUGUCCAUGAAAUUCCGUGCGGAAGAUCCAGAUGGCCUCCUACUCUACAGCCGACAGGAUAAUAUCAUGGGCGACUUUUUUGCUUUGUCGUUGACAAAUCAAAGAGUGGAAUUUGAAUUCAAUCUAGGUGGAAGUACUGGUCAGCUGAUUAGUGACAUCAUACCCCUCAAUACGUGGAUCACAGUAGACGUCACACGGACAGGCCGAGAUGCGCAGAUGCUUGUGACUGGUCAAAGUACAAAGCUAGGUACUGCUGCAGGGUCUUUGACCUCCCUCAAUGUUAACCCGGAAGUGUUUGUUGGUGGCAUGGAUGAUAUCACUGCAGCUUCAUUGAGGGCGCAGGUGUUUUCUGGUUUUGAUGGUUGCAUCUUAUCAUUAACGAUUCAAGGAUACAGUUAUAGCUUUGACUCGGGUGAGUACUUAAGCGGAGCCAACAUUGCCCAGUGUGAUGAGGACCUUUGCCAGGCUACACCCUGCAUGAACGGGGCAACCUGUAUGACGCUCACUGGGUCAUACUCGUGUACAUGUAGCUCAGGAUAUUCGGGAUUUAACUGUGAGACUAGUGCAGACUUUUGCUUGAAUAAUAACUGUGCAGCAGGAGCAACGUGUGUUCCCACUGCGACUUCAUUCAGAUGUUCCUGCACGCUUGGUAACACCGGUGAAACUUGUUCAGAUAGUUUAGGUCUGUCGGACUUAAUACCAGAGUUUACCGGAAGCUCGUUUAUGGAAUUUUCACCUCCCACCGGUCUAAACCAGCAAACUCGCGUCAGUCUAUCUAUAAGGCCUACACAAAGUUCAGGACUCUUGCUAUAUAUGGAAGAAUUAAAUACAGAUGGAGACUUCUUUUCUCUCGGUCUUGUGAAUAACAUGGUCCAGUUGAGAUACAGAUUAGGGGGUGUAACAGCAAUUGUUAGCAGUGCUACGAUCAGCUUAAACAGCUGGCACCAAGUUACCGUCACCCGAGUGGAGCGCACUGCAGACUUGUACGUAGAUAACCUGAGGUAUACCGGCCAGGCGGGAGGAACGGCAAUUAGCCUAACAGCCAAUAGUAAUCUAUAUAUAGGUGGUCUCGCAGAUUUUGCAAUCCUCCACCCAGAUGGUGGUUUUGUUACUGGGUUUAGUGGAUGUAUGCAAGACUUACAGGUUGGAGGAAAUGCUUUAUCUUCAUUAUCAUGGAGUUCAGCAAUAAAUGGUCGGGAUGUUGGUUAUUGCUCAAUUUCACCCUGUACAACUUCUACCUGCCAGAAUAAUGGAAUAUGCCGUAUUAUCAGUGACCAGCAGUUUGAAUGCAUAUGUACCUCAGGAUGGACUGGACUAACAUGCACCACAGCAACCAAUGUUACCAUUCCAUCCUUUGGAGCCUUGUCAUACAUCUCCUUCUCCUUCGUUUUGGUAACAUCCUCCAACACCGACAUAAUGCUGGAGUUCAAGCCGGAAGAGAGGAAUGGGCUGCUACUAUGGAAUAGUGAAAAUAAUGAUUACAUUGGCUUAGGUUUAGUCAAUGGUAGAGUACAGUUUACAUACAACCUAGGCUCAGGCAGUGCUGUUAUCACCAGCUCAUCUGAGGUAAAUGUAAGCCAGUGGAACACUGUGCGUGCUAUCAGGAGCAUCCAAGACGGCACCUUACAGCUGAAUGGUGCAGCUGCAGUGACUGGCGUAUCCCAGGGAUCCAGUGUCGGCCUAGAUACCGGCGUGAUGACAUAUAUAGGCGGUGUACCAUCCACAAUUAGCUUACCAGCAAAUAUUCAAUUCAGUUCUGGUUUUGUUGGGUGUAUUCGUCAAGUUCAAAUCAACACUCAAGUGCUUGAUCUAAGCAGUCCCAAUGAGGGGUUGUCUAUUUCCGAGUGUUUGGAUAGUGUCUGCAAUUUGCAAAAUCCAUGCCAGAAUGGUGCCACUUGUGUGGACGUUUCAUCAGCCUCAGGCUAUACCUGCAUGUGUCCUCCAGGCUACCUUGGUACCUUCUGCGAUCAAACUGCGUGUGACACUUUGGCAAGUAGCCAACAGUGCCAAAAUGGAGGAAGUUGUUAUAUAAAUGCGAAUGGCCAGACUAUGUGCUUAUGUACCAUUAACUACACUGGAGACCUUUGUACUGAAAGUUUAACUUUCACGUUAGCUGAAUUUAGUGGUCGUAGUUACCUUCAAUAUGGACGAGAGAUUAUUGCAAGCGAUUUUAGUAGCAAUACGUUUGCUAUCGUCUUCAAAGCAAGUGACGCCAGCACUGAUAGCUUGAUACUGUGGAACGGUGCAAAUAUUGAAGACGACUUUAUAGCCCUCGGUCUAAAAUCCAGCAAGAUUGAGUUCCGAUUUAACCUGGGAUCGGGCAUUGGUCAGCUGACGUCUGGCUUCUCAGUUGUGAAUGAUGGCUGGUAUAAUGUUUAUGUACAAAGAUUUGGAAAUUCAGCGACAAUGAUAGUUCAGAAUCCUGGCGGGAAUAGUGAAACCAUUACAGGGAGCAGCACAUGUUGUCAGUCUGGACUUAACACUUUUAGUAGCCUUCUAAUUCUUGGUGGGUAUAGCAGUAGUGUAACCACUUUAACAAAUGGUUAUUUUACCUCCGGAUUUACUGGUUGUAUCGCACAAUUUUCAACAGCUUUAAAUCCAAGUGGUACUCUUACCCAAGUAACUCUACAACAACAGGCUACUAGUGGAGCUGGAAUCAAUGUUUGCUCAUAACUUAAAAAAAAAUAGUGAUAAAUAAAUAACAGUAAUUUGUAAAAGCAAGAAAUUGUGUUGUCCAAACCAUAUACCGUCCAUUUAUAGCAAUAUAAGGAAAUUACCAAAAAGAAUAAUGCAUAAGUGUGAAGUCUUGCCACAAAAUUGAGUUGAUAACAUAUGUGGUUAGUUCGAUUUUAAAAGCUUUAAUUUGGUCUUUGAAUGGCUCUCCUAGCAUAAGUAAAUCCAGAGAUGUGAACAUUUGAAGUUAGGUGUAUGAGAACCAGGUUUUGGGAAAAUCCACUCCAAAGAUAAACUUACUGGUAAAAAUAAUAGGACUAGAAUUUACAGUUAGUAAAUGUGCUUUAAAGGUAAACUAUCAUGAAAUGUUAUGUAUCAAAUUAUUCAAAAAAUUCAAUUCAAUUUUGACUGACCUAUUUUGAUAAAUAUCUCAAUAUGACUUCACACGAUGCAUCCGAUUUUGUGGUGAGAGCUUACAUAUAUGUGGAAUUUUUUAUGUAUAUUAUUCAAUAAGUUUGUACCAAAUGCAAAGUCUUUUCUAAAUAAAAUAGGGCAUAUACCGCUUAAGAUUUUUGUCAGAUUUAAAAGUCAAUUUGCAUGCACGAGUCUUCUGGAAAUCAAGCAAAAAUUCUCCCGGACUCGUAAUCCAUUUACAUUUAAUGUUUGCAAGUUUUUAAUACUGUAUCAGUGGCAGCGCUAGGAUUUCCACUACAGCAGGGCAAUGCCACCGACAGGCUGGGAAAGAGUUGUACUUCGGCACGUAGGUCCAAGUCGAGGGGAGCGUUUGAUGAGAACAUCAAGGCAUCUUGACCUUAUUUUAACAAAAUAUUUGAUAGAUUUUCAAGCUUGCAUACUGUGGGUAAUGCUUAACAAUUUAAUUCAUGUAAAUUAUGUGUUUUACUCAUCAAGUAUUUAAUCUGCUAAAGAAUAAUAGAUAAUUUUAUAAUAUAUAAAAAAUGAAAAAAAAAAAUAUCUUUUAAUACUUCUACCUUGUAUAAAUGUAUAGGCUAAGUUUAUUUUAUACGUUGGUAUUAUUGUUAAUUAUGAAUUAUUGAAUAUUUUGGUUAUUAUAGCUGUUAUUAAAAAAAAAUAAUGUUUAAUAUUAAAGUGUUCUUGAUAUUUAUAUUAUUAUUUAUUACCACUGAUUUUAUUAUUAUUAUUACUGUUAGUGUUAUAAUAAUGUUUUUAUACAUAAGUCUGAUUUUAUUAUUUGUUUUUAAACCAAAAAAACAGUAACUCCAAAUGACAAAGCCAUUUUGAGAAUCCAUGUCUCAAUCUAUUUGACCUUUAUUAGUUGUAUAAUUAGUUUAAUAGGGAGCUUCCGUUUUGUGGGACGAUGCGAUGCUAGAAU
Molecule: messenger RNA, 16445 nt
Organism: Anneissia japonica
Lineage: Eukaryota; Metazoa; Echinodermata; Crinoidea; Comatulida; Comatulidae
Exons: 45
Coding region: 32-15094 (5020 amino acids)
Biological process (GO): establishment or maintenance of epithelial cell apical/basal polarity; heterophilic cell-cell adhesion
Cellular component (GO): plasma membrane; protein-containing complex
Molecular function (GO): calcium ion binding; protein binding
Source: RefSeq, a predicted model, not a curated record